Messenger RNA from Venustampulla echinocandica, 3729 nucleotides. RefSeq lists its product as uncharacterized. Gene Ontology annotation, biological process: transmembrane transport. Lineage: Eukaryota; Fungi; Ascomycota; Leotiomycetes; Helotiales; Pleuroascaceae. The transcript is spliced from 9 exons. Gene Ontology annotation, molecular function: transmembrane transporter activity. The coding region runs from base 1 to 3729 and encodes 1242 amino acids. The record is from RefSeq and is a predicted model, not a curated record.
AUGUCGAAUCGUGUGCAGGAUCCUGAGAGUGAGGUGACCGCUGUGGUGGCACCUGUUAUCGGUUCAACUGCCAAUGCACCACCUGUUAGAUCGCCGUGGACGGCCUGGAUGUAUGUCCUUGACUGGUACCCAAGUCAUUACUCGGGCGAGGAGAGAAAGAUGCUCAGGAAACUGGACUUCUUCCUGCUUUCAUUCUGCUCCCUCAUGUUCUUCCUGAAAUAUCUUGAUCAAUCCAAUAUCAACAAUGCUUAUGUCUCAGGAAUGAAAGAGGAGCUGGAGCUGAAUGGCAAUCAAUAUUCUCUCUUCGGCACUUUCUACAAUAUUGGAUAUCUUGUUUUCCAGAUUCCCUCUAUGCUCAUUCUCUCUCGGCCUGGAUAUGCACGCUGGUUUGUUCCGACUUGUGAAGUGCUUUGGGGCGUUCUCACCUUCAGUCAGAGUAGACUCAAUAGUGCCUCAACUAUUUACGGGACGAGAUUCCUCCUCGGGAUUCUUGAGACUCCUGUUGCCUCUGGUUCUCUUUAUAUCCUCUCCUCGUGGUAUCGGCCCGAUGAACUUUUCAAGCGCGCCGGCGUUUGGUACGUCUCCAAUAAUAUCGGGACCAUGUUCGGAGGCUAUCUUCAAGCCGCUGCAUACACAAACCUCGACGGCGUUGGCGGGAUGUCAGGUUGGAGAUGGCUGUUUAUCAUUGAUGGGGCUAUUACUGUACCUAUUGCUAUUCUUGGGUACUUUAUGUUCCCUGGUCUGCCCUCAAGCGGGAAGCCGUGGUGGUUGACUCCAGAACAACACGCAAUUGCUAGGAAGAGAAUGGAAGAUGAGGGCGUCGAAGAGAGCAGGAAGUUUGACAAAGCCACUACUAAGGCUAUGCUUAAACGCACACUUGCGCACUGGCACUUCUAUGUGGCAGUAUUAUGCUACACCUUCUUUCUCUCCUCCCAAUAUCCCAACGGACAAAUGGCCAUUUGGCUCAAAGCCCAAGCUAAAGCAGGUUACAGCUGGACCGUUCCUCAAAUCAACACGAUCCCCACCGCGGUUUCGGCCGUAUCUGUUAUAUCGUGUCUGAUUGCAACCUCACUCUGUAUGCUUUACCCGCUGUGGGCCAUCAUGAGCGUUGUGCAAGCUGUCACUAUGUUUGGAAUCGUUUGUUUGCUUGUUUGGUUUAUUCCCGACUGGCUGAAAUUCAUUGCCAUCUUUUGCACCGGCUUCACGGCUGCUGUAACCCCAAUUCUUGUGCCAUGGGUCAAUAUCCUCAUGAAAGAUGAUUCUCAAGCACGUGCUUUCACUACGGGUUCAAUGUUAACAUUUGGCUGGGCUAUCAAUGCCUUUUACCCCAUUGCUGUAUUUCCUAUCAUCGAAGGCCCUCAAUGGACGAAAGGCUACGCUGUGGAAGUUGUCUUUGUCUUCAUGGUCUGGCUCCUCUUCAUGCUCGGGCAGUAUCUUCAUCGAAAGGAGCUACAACAGGCAGAACUCGCUCAUCGGAUGGAGGAUGAAGAGGGUAAAAUCGACGAGGACGUACAAAUCGAGACUAAGCUCGCCCUUCACCACCAACUAGCCAUGCAUCGCCCCUCAGGCCUCGCCGGCUUCACAGAUAACCCCUUCGUGUCACGGGAGGAUUGCAAAAUUGCAACUCACGCCCUACUUACCCAGCUGAAACCCUACAUCUCUCCGCUUGGGGCGCGUAUCCGCCUACCUGUUACAACCGGGACUCACUUCGAUGAGGUCGCGGCCCAAAUCGAGGGCUUUGCGAGGCCCCUUUGGGCUGUUGGUGCGUUACUUGCUUCCGAGUCCCCGAAUGAUAUGUCAUCUAUCGACCCUCGACUUCGCUCCUGGAUCACUGGCCUUAUUGCUGGGACAGACCCUGCAAACGCACCUGGCCAAGAUGGCGAGUACUGGGGAGCGAUUUUCGACGAAGACCAGAGGAUGGUUGAGCUCGAGAUCAUUGCAUACGCUCUAUUAUCCGCUCCUGCUGUCUUCGUUCCGCCACUGCCUCUAGAUCUGCUUCGCCCUUCUGCACAGGAUGAGUCAAACCUACGGGCGCGACAAAAUCUGAUCAAGUACAUGCGCUCAAUCAACGGAAAGACGAUGCCAACGAACAACUGGCGGUUUUUCCGGAUCCUCACGAACCUAGCGCUCGUAAAGGUGCUAGGUGUACCAUAUGCGGAGCUGAAAGAGGCGAUGGACCAAGAUCAUGCGCUUCUGGAGGGGUUCUAUCUAUCGGAAGGGUGGGCAAGUGAUGGGGCGUGGAGCGAGGAUGGGAGUCUGAAUAGGCAAGCGGAUUAUUAUUCAGGAAGUUUCGCGAUUCAGUUUUCACAGCUGCUAUAUGUCAAGUUCGCCUCCGAUCUCGACCCAGAUCGAUGUGCGGUUUUUCGAGCGCGAGCGACAGAGUUCGCAGGUGGGUUCUGGAGAUAUUUUGAUGUCAAUGGUGCUGCAAUUCCAUUUGGCCGAAGUCUUACAUACCGUUUCAGCUUCGCGGCAUUUUGGAGCGCAGUUGUCCUCACGGACAUCCCUCUUCCUGCCCCUCUUUCACUCGGGGUCGUUAAAGGUCUCCUUCUACGGCACCUGCGUUGGUGGGCUGAGCAGCCUGACAUAUUCAACACGGAUGGAACGCUGAAUAUCGGCUACUGCUAUCCGAACAUGUACAUGAGUGAGGACUACAAUUCGCCCCAGUCACCGUACUGGUGCUUGAAGACCUUCUGUGCCGUAGAAUUGCCAGAAGACCACGAGUUUUGGACCUGCGAGGAACUGCCUCAUCCACUCGCGAAGACGAACGACCAAACCCCAUCCGCUCGACAACAUGUCUCCAUCCGAGCCCUCGACGCGCCCAAACACAUCCUGAUCUCGGCACCUGAUCACCACUACCUCCUCUCCUCGGGGCAAUUCGCCUCCUGGCCUAUGAAAGCUACGGAAGCCAAAUAUGGCAAGUUUGCCUACUCAUCAGAGUUCGCCUUCAGCGUCCCUACUGGUCCGCUACUGGAGCAGCUUGCACCAGACAGUACGCUGGCCAUUAGCGAGGACGCCAGCGACUCCUGGCGAGUACGAUGGAAGAGUGCGGGGACUAUUAUGGACGCCGCGCACGUGCACUCCGCAAAUGGCAGCUCAACUGCUCUCCCAACGCUCGUCAAUAGCUGGUCUCCGAGCAAGAUGUCGUGCCUUACUGUCAAGACGACUCUCAUCCCGCCAAGCGACAGAUGGCCAGACUGGCAUGUAAGAAUCCACCGCAUUACACGCGCAGCCGCGCAUGUCGGCAGUCGUGCCGAGCAAACAGUACUCACUGCUGAAGGUGGUUUUGCUAUUGCCGGCCGCCGGAAACGGGACGGUGGAGCGCUGCCCCGCCUCUGCCCCCACGAUUUUCGAGACACGAAAGAUGCUGCAGUGUCGGAGGGCGUGGUUGAAGAUGGCCCGGCGGCGCUGAUUAUUUCUUCCCGCGGUGCUAGUGGAAUUAUUCAACUAUAUCCAUCGUCGUCGGCAAGAGGGGUUGUCCUGAAGCCGGAUGCGAAUACCAAUUUGAUUUCGCCGAGGACACUGAUCCCAACUAUAAGGCAGGAGUUGAAGUUUGAGGUCGCGACCAACGAGGUGGAGGAGGUGGCUGUACUUGUAGUUGCGGUUUUUGCUAUUGGGGUAAAAGGGGUUGAGAAAGUAGAUGAUAUAUGGAGAAGGUGGGUAGACAAGCCGGUAGUGAAAUUCGGAGGUUCUAGCCGAGAGUUAGGUAAAGAGUAUAUUAUGAUAGAAUAG